Nicotiana tabacum (common tobacco) is the source of this 1461-nucleotide messenger RNA. RefSeq lists its product as uncharacterized. The record is from RefSeq and is a predicted model, not a curated record. NCBI's taxonomy places the organism in Eukaryota, Viridiplantae, Streptophyta, Magnoliopsida, Solanales, Solanaceae.
CUUGUCCCUCCAAAAUAAAAAAUGAGAUCAGCACUCCUCUAUAUUUUGAAAGAGGGGCUAGACAAGAAAUGUCCAAACUUACAAAGACAAAACCUUAGUAAAAUAUUCAGAUGUAAAUUACCUGUACACAUCCCCAUUUGCACAUGGUCUAAGGUGGUCCACUCUCCAUUGUCUAGCAAACAGAACUCAACUUCCAUUCAAACAGAAAAAGGAAAACACAUAAAUUUGGAUUUUCAAGAAUUUAAUGAGCAGCCAAAGCUAGCACCAAGUCUUGAUUCUGCUGUGGCUAAGUUUUGUUCUUUGAAAAUGGUGUUUAGAAGAAUUCUUGUGCUGAUGAUGGGGUGUUUAGGAUGUGCUGAUCAGCCAACAGAACCAAAUGAUAAUUUGCAGGAAUCAAAGACAGUAGUAGAUGAAUCUGCUAUUAGUACUACUACUACUUGUAGAGUCAGACUUAGUGAUGGGAGAUUUUUGGCUUAUAGGGAAAGAGGAGUGCCUAAAAACAAGUGCAAAUACAGAAUUAUCAUUGUUCAUGGAUUUGGAAGCUCCAAAGAAAUGAGCUUUAUGGCUUCUGAGGAACUCCUGGAUGUAAUGGAGAUAUACCUUCUGAUAUACGAUAGAGCCGGAUAUGGAGAGAGUGAUCCAAAUCCAAAGCGCUCAGUUAAAAGCGAAGCAUCUGAUAUUGAAGAGUUAGCUGAUCAGUUGCAAUUAGGAUCUAAGUAUUACGUUAUUGGCGUGUCGUUGGGAUGUUACCCCGCUUGGAGCUGCAUCAAACGCAUUCCUCAAAAGCUUGCUGGAGUUGCUCUAGUUGUCCCAUUUGUCAAUUACAAAUGGCGUUCGCUACCUGAUGAUCUAACGAAAGAUGACUACAGGAAACAACUCAGCCGAUUAGCGAUUUGGCUCACGCGUUAUACGCCAGGGCUAUUACAUUGGUGGUUGACUCAAAAACUAUUCCCUUCAGCUACUGCUCUUGAAGGAAAUCCUACAUUUUUUUGUGACAAAGAUCUCGACGUUUUGAAGAAUACACCAGGAUAUCAACUAUUCACUCAGGACGGGCUAAAGAAACGAAGGGUAUUCGACUCCCUUCGUCGUGACUUUAUUGUAGCUUUUAGCAAGUGGGAUUUCGAUCCACUGGAGCUAAGUAACCCGUACGCACAAAACGAAAGCUCUGUUCACAUCUGGCAAGGUUAUGAGGACAAAGUUGUGCCUGUUCAAUUACAAAGAUACGUCGCGCAAAGUCUCCCUUGGAUUCGAUAUCAUGAAGUUCCAGAUGGUGGUCAUUUGCUUGUGUAUGAUACUGUAGUUUGUGAAGCUAUAUUAAAGUCGCUUUUGCUCGGGGAAGAUCCUCCAUUGUACAGGCCAAAGUUAGCUAGCUGACUAUUGAUUCAUUCUUGUACUCAAAGAUGACCCUGUAAGUAAUUUAUUUCUUGAAAUCAGUAAAGUGUGAUUGUUGCAUUUUAUCCA